AAAUUAAUACAGUACAUGUGCGAAAAAGCGGUAACAUGAAGAGAUGGUUGUUUGUAAAAACAAAAGGGAUGCACACCUGGCUUUAAAUCAAAUAACAAACUACCGCAACCACUUAGACAGUGAAAAAGAUGGUUUACUGGUUCAAGCCCUUAAUCGGUUGAUGAAUGUGUUUCAAAGUAGAUUGUUUUUAGGUCUACUUGAUAUACAAGAAUUUUAUGAAGCUAUUCUAUUAGAUCCACAAAAAUCAAAAGAAGAGAAAACAUCAGCCGCUCUUGAAAUCGCAUCAAGGUGGGAAAAUAUAUCAAGUCCAUCAUUGGUGGCCUCUACAACUGACUUGAGAAUACCGCAUAGUUUAUUGAAGAAAACAGAUUGUUUUGACAGAGCACGCUCAAUGUACCAUAUUAACUUGGAUAACUCACAAAAGUCUUAUUCAUUACAACCUACUCAAAUAUCACCGUAUCAUGAUCAACAUGUGGUCAACUUGGACAAAUCAUGGAAGCAUAUGGAACCAGAUCUAAAAUAUGAAUAUCAAUCAUCUAAUUCGUCACAUAAUGUAAAUCAGUCACCAUCAUUGGAGAAUACGUCAGAUAACCGACUAAAAAGAAAUACUGAUACUGAAUUUAUAACAGAAAAUCCUCAUUUUGUUGACGAUCGUUCUAAUAAGAAACUAUAUGAUAUAAAAUUGUCACCUGAUAUUCCGGUGGCGAAACCACGUCAAAAACGUUUAAAACGACCGAAAUCAACUUUGACUCAUGAAUUUGAUGCUAGAUUGUCUAGAAAAUUAGAUGAAAGUACUUGUUCAAAUGAUCUUUUGUCUAUUCAUGAUGACAUUCCACCAAAUAAUCUUGAAAAUGAUGAAUUUAGUGACAGACAAUGGGCUUUACUCAGUCGUUUGCCUGUUACUAUGGAAGUUAUUAUUGAAAAAAGUUCUAAAGGAUUUGGAUUUAGUAUUGCAGGUGGACAUGACAACACUUUGGGUCCAGAUGAUAAUGAUACCGAUAUUUAUGUGACACGAGUUAAUCCUGGUGGUCCUGCAGAUCAUGAAUCAGGUUUACAAUUUGGUGACAGAAUAUUAUCAGUCAAUGGUAUUAGUCUUAUUGGUGCUACACAUAAUGAAGCAGUUAAAGCUUUGCAACUGGCUGGUUCCAAAUUAAAAUUGAUAGUUGAACGUAAAGCAGAACUAGCUAUUUCUGAACAAUAUUCACUGAUGUCUUGUUCUUCGUCCUAUUCUCAUUCUAAACCUCUGAUAAAUCCUACGAAACAUAUUAUGAAAACAUCACCGACAACUGUUCAACAGUCAAAUUAUCAGCCAUCUUUAUCAAAUCAAUCAUUAAAUGCACAUAAUAUUGAAUCGUUAGCUAGUACAAGAACAGGCAGUGCAGGAGGAGCGAAAAGUAUUGAAUAUGGUGCAAGUAUAACAACAACUAGUUUGAUAAGCGGAUCACUAUUUGAUCAUAAAGAUAGUAAGCAUACACUGAACUCAACAAUAACAACUUCGACAAACAAACUACCACAUAAAUCAACCAGUGUUCAUGUAUCACCUUCAAUGACUGAAGUUAUUGUUGAACCAAAGCAUCAAAGGUCUAGUAACGUUAACAAACCACCAAACGAUUCCAAUAAUGCUACAAUACAAAAUAAUCAAAAAGGUAGUCAAACUAGUAUGAGACAGACUAGUACUGGUUCAAGAUUAUCUAGACGCGGGGUGGCAUGCGCUGGAUUUCCAGCUUUUUCUUGGUGCAGUGGUUUACAACGCGUAACUGUUGGUUGUGCAUCACUGGGCCGUGGCCAUCAUAGUCUCCAAGGAAGUAGUAAAAACUCUAGCCAACAAAAGUUAACUGGAAAUACAAAAUCUCAAAGAUCCGUCCAAUCUAAUGAAUUUACAAAUCUUGGCACCAGACCUACACCCCCUCCAAAACCUGGUCCACUUAUUGUGGAAGUAUUUCUCACUAGAGGGACAAAAAGUGGUUUAGGAUUCAGUAUAACUGGUGGUGUUGGAAAUGAGACAGUCAAUGGUGACUCAGGAAUAUUUGUAACUAAGCUUACUCCUGGCGGUGUUGCAGAAACAGAUGGUCGAAUUCGUAUAGGUGAUAGAAUUGUUCAAGUAAAUGAUGUACCACUUAUUGAUUUAACUCAUGAACAAGCAGUCCGUGUUUUAAAACAAGCUGGUGAUCAGGUUCGACUUGUUCUAGUAAAAUAUGUAAAUAAUUAUUCAUCACAUCAUACUUCGUCAACAGAAAUAAAAACUGAAUCCAAUGCACUUAAUGAUCAGGAUGUAAUUAUUUGUAAUAAUGAUUUCAGUGGUAAAAAUAGUUAUGAUGAUAAUAACGUUGAACCUACAUGUUAUACUAAAUCGCGUUCAUCAUCAGUAUCUUUAUCGUCAAUUCGUCGAUCGGCUUCCUUUUCUCCUUCCACUUCAUCUCAUACGUCUCCACUUUCAGAACCAUCUGUACAUAGUUCUUAUCAUGCUGAAUCAUCAUCCGGUCAUCCAGUGGAGUCUGAUGUAAAUAAACAAAACGAACAGAAUAGAUAUGAACAAUCAUCUUCGGUAAUUUCACAAUCAAAACAAGAUCGUAAUUUAAGUCAUAACGAUCAAAAUCAUGCUAAUCGUCGCCGUCAAUCUGGGACUACAAAAAAUAUUCAUUCAUCAUCUGCAAUACCUAAUCACCGGUAUCGUUCUUCACCAGAUUUAUCAAUUGAAAAGUGUAAUAAAUCACAACUAAACGAAACCGUCACAACAACAAAUAAUCCAUGCUUUGGUGCAACUGGUCAAGAAUUACUAGAAAAUAGAAUGGUUGGUAUAAUUGAUUAUGCAGCGGCUGCUUCAGUGUCCAACUUACUUAAUGAAUGGCCAAAUGCUCGUUUAGUUACAUUGUAUCGAAGUGGUCGUAAACGAAUUACUUCUAUGAAUAGAAAUCAAACAGAUAUUUCUGAUAUAAUUCAACGUGGAUAUUCAUCAAAUAGUGGAAGAAAUCUUGGUUUAAAUAUUGUUGGUGGUGAUGGUUCAGAAGCAACAUUUAUUUCUCAUAUACAACCUGAUAAACCUGCUGGCCUAUCAAAAAGGAUAUUGGUUGGUGAUCGAUUGUUAACAGUUAAUGGCAUUGAUGUCGCUAAGUAUGGGCACGAGAAAGCGGCAGCAGCUUUACGAGAUGCGCGUGAUCGUGUUGAUCUUCUUCUAGUCUAUAGUCCUGAAGGUAAGCUUAUUUUACAUCACAGUAUAAGUUGAGCUAUUUUAGGCUUAUUAAGCAGAGUUCAUUCAAAUUUGACAUAAUAAAUGUUUACACUUUAUGAAUUCUUGUUCUAAAAAUUACUUUCACAAAUUUAAACAAAGUAUCGAAAACAAUGUUUGCAGAAUGCGAUGAAGUCAUUUCUCAGGCAUGUAUGAGCUAAUCGUUUUAGUGAAUGAAAGAUAUUUUUUUCGUAGAAUUUCCAUAAAUUAAUAGUUUUUUGAAAGACAUGAACCAACACUUCGUUAAUGAGUUACGUAACGUAAUCGUCAGAUCAUAUAUAGAAUAUAAGAAUAAUUAGAAAUUUGAUGUACGCAUAAACUUUAUAUAUUAUUAUCAUGUAUUCAUUACUACAAUCGAUUAUUUGAACCAUUGAAUUGUGAGACUUUCUAAGCGUAGUUGAAGAAACUUUCGAUUAUUAAGAAUCAUUGGUCACUAUUAAAAGUUCUCUAGAAAACCUCACUUACCCAACUGGCCCCAUUAUGAAGGUGAUCGGUGGGGUUCAAUAGGCUCAAAAGGCUAGGUAGCAUGAUAUUAAUUACUAUUUAAUGGCUGUUCAAUAUUUUAAAAACACGAAGUUCAGCAAAUGGACCUCUUUUUAACGAAUUCAUUAUCAAGCUGUACAAUCGUAUAUAUAUGAAAUUUUUUUGUUAAAGUACAAGUUCCGUGAGGAAAUGUGAACAAGUAAUAAUAGAAGGAUUAUAAUGGUAGAUUACAUGACACGAAUAAUAACAUUAGACUUAAUAAGUUAGUAACGAAUUAUAACAUGAACGUAGUAAAAUGAACAAAAUGAUUUUGUUGCAAUAAUUAAAGGUCAUAGUGGUGUAAAAAAUAGUUAAAAUUAUGUCAUGAGCACUGCUGAAGAGUCCCACAGUAGGACGAAACGGGCGUACAGUGAUUUAAGGUUUUCCAUGGUGGUCUAACUUCAGUUAACUCAUGAUCUCAACUAUUAAAAUUACUAUAAUAUCCACAAAACCCGUUCUGAUGUUAAUUAUGAACAAAAUAAUGAGAAUAUGAGACGUAGGUAAAGGGAGGUAUGCAGUAAUAAUAAUAAUUACGGCCGAAGUAACGAUAACAAUAGGACGUAUUUCUUUUGUACGCAUAGUUCUGCCUUGAGCUCAUGGAUGCGAAGAGCUUCGGUUAUUUUUAGGAAUUGGAUACGAAGAAAUCUGAGUAGAUUUAGACGAAUCGUAUAUACAAUCUUAAAAUCAAACUGUGGAUCAGUAAAAUGUUUACAGUCGAUUAGAUGUUCAAGUAUGGAACUCCUAAUGCUUUCCUUUCACCCUUGUAGAACCACACUUGGUCAUGUUCCCGUAUCCGAUUGUACGAUUGUGCAGCCUGAUAAUAAAUUCGUUGAAAAGGGAUCCCUUGCUUAACUUCGUGGUUUUAAUGUUUAAAUAGUGAUUAUCUGUUGAAUAUAUGCCUAAGUUGUCUAAUAUAUCUUCUCUAGGUCGGUUGAAUUCAUUCACUUGAUAAAUGAUAGAUUUAUUCAGUAGCAGUCAAUAUUACUUUGUUAUGAUAAAAUACGUAAAAUAAUGUCAAGUUCCUCUUACAUUUAAUGUGUUGUGUCACAUCGAACUCUUUAUUGAUAAUACUGACCAUUAAUUAUCGAAAAAGACAAAUCAUUCUUAUCGGUUAGCUUUCCGUAUCAAAAUACUUUUUAAGACGAUAUUUCUAUAAAUUUUAACGAGCCAUUUUGAAAUAACUACUUUGUGUACAUACAUAUGCAAAUAAUAACUAGACAAUAGUUCUAUUUAUAUCUCAUCCGUUUUAUCAUUUUAGACCAUAUGGUUAUGCAUUAAUGGACAUUACUCUUUUCAUAUCUAAUAUUUAGUUUUGUACACUUAUGUAUUUGUUUACUUAUUUAUUGUAAUCACUGUCUUCUCAUAUUAUUUGUGCAUAAAAUCAGUAUGAUGUAACCACUGAUAAUUCUUUUUGAUGUUGAUACUAAUAAUAAUAAUAUCACUACUGAUAUUAAUAAGAAUGGUACAUUUGCUAACUUUUAUGAUGAUAAAAGUAGAAGGGGGAAAUAUUUGUUAUUGGUCUGACUUUAAUUAUCAUUCAGUUUCAUCAAUCAUUCAUCUGGUCUACAAAAAUGUAAAUUUCGAUAUAGCAAAAGGAAGCAUAAAAUAAUAAAUCUUAAUCAGAUCAAAAAGUUCUACUGAAUUCUUUGGAGAAAUAAUUUUUUUACAAUAUGUAUACAUCAAAUAGAAUUUAU
This is a messenger RNA of Schistosoma spindalis, 5442 nucleotides long. The record is from the annotation of a GenBank genome assembly. Lineage: Eukaryota; Metazoa; Platyhelminthes; Trematoda; Strigeidida; Schistosomatidae.